Molecule: messenger RNA, 843 nt
Organism: Umbelopsis ramanniana AG
Lineage: Eukaryota; Fungi; Mucoromycota; Umbelopsidomycetes; Umbelopsidales; Umbelopsidaceae
Exons: 4
Coding region: 38-667 (209 amino acids)
Cellular component (GO): RAVE complex
Source: RefSeq, a predicted model, not a curated record
UGUGGGAUCAACCAUAAAGCCUGACGCAACCUCGAUAAUGAACACAUCUUCAUUGAAAUACAGUAAUGAAACGCUCAAAGGUGUAAUAUCUCUUUCGGGAACAAAAAUUAUCAAAGGGGAUUUGCAGAUCAGGCUGCCAAAUUACCAUAGAGACAGUCAAAUCAAGGCUUGCAUUUCAGAAAACAAUCCAUAUCAUUUAGAGCAAGCUCGAAAUUGUCAAAAUUACACGCAGUUAGCCAUUGAUCUCAUAGAUGGUCACCCCGGAACUACCUCCUUAUGCAGCGUCUUCAAUUUUUUGGAAGAUAUUCUUACAUAUGUAAAGCAGGCACAGAUGGCCUUUAACUCUCCAUCCGAAGCAAAGUCGUUUCCGUAUCGCGUGUGCCAACCUAAACAUUUUACGCCUCCAUUACCGGAAGACUUGGUCGUCGAGAUAUCCAUCGACCAUAUCCAUGUCCUCUGCAACGUAUAUGCAUUGGAGUUACAUCAGCACCUUAAAUCCGAUAAAUAUAUACCUUACAAAGACAAAUUUGCCACAGUGCUAGACGAGUGCCGAGUUCGAACACAGUCCCCACUGCUCACGAAUAUUGCCGCAUCGUUAACAAAAGCGGCGGAUAUCUGUAGCGAAUUUCAGCUAAAGUUAAUCCAAAUCAGCGCUAUACAGGAAUGAAGCAUUCUUUGUAUGCAUAAAGUACACACAAUCCAAUUUUCUACAACGUUGAGUAAAGGAAGUAGGCUUAAAUAAAUUCUAUGUAGUAUUUUUAUUUGGGAAUCUUAAAAACAUCAUUUCCCUUCAAUAAUCCUCCCAACCCUACGGAAUCAGUGUUAAAAAGCAACUCAUCAUUC